AUGUUAGGCACAUGUAUCCCUUCCGAGGAAAGUGAACCUAGACUAGGUAAGUUCUCUCUGGUGUACUUUUGUAAUUUUAAUUUAAAGGCAAGUCAUUAUCUAUUGCCUUUUUUAAGCCACGGACAGGGCCAAUGGCUGUAAAAUAAGUGGCCCGGUUGUUUCAUCAUUUUUCCUGAUUUUCCUUAAUAGAAUCCCGAGUAAGACUUCGAUCAAAGUAGAUGAAAAAAGCAUCUAGCUAGUGAAAGCAUGAACGAAAGUCGGAUUAAAUACCCGUUGUGUCACUUUAGUACACUAAAACCUCAAAACUAAGUAAAGAGGAUAUCCAAUUUUAGUAACCCCACUUACACAAUUUACGCUAUUUCUUUCCUGCCCUCCCAUCCCUAACAUUUUACAUGUAUUUCUAUUGUUAUCCAUCUUUUUCCAAUUUGUUUUUCUUUUUGACAUUAUCAACUAGAGAUAUGUAAUCUACCUCCCAAGAAAGGACUUUGCAUGGCAUGGAUUCCUCGGUAUUAUUACAACACCCGCACACAUACCUGCAAACGUUUCAUCUAUGGCGGAUGUCAGGGCAAUGCGAACAACUUCGAAACAAUUGAAGAGUGCAAGAGCUCAUGCAUGGGUAAGAAACCAAUACGUAUCAUUUAAAGGAAAACCAGAAGACCAGGUUAUCUUAGUAAUUCAUUUACUGACAAGCCACAGAGCCUACUGUUACUAUACUAUCACUACCACUAACUCGUUGAAAGAAAUUCUAGUAGAAGCUUUUAUGACCCAACAAAUUACUGUUAAGUAUAGAAAAUUGGACUGAAAAACCUUUUGUUCCAAUUAAAACUUAAGCUUUUGCGUAAAAAAUCGACCUUACAGUGAAGAAUUGAGUGGCAUUUAUCUUAGCUUAGGGAGGAUAAGGGAUGGUGGAUGAGCCUCUUUCACGGGACGAAAAAUGGAUUUGCUCCUUACAAAUAUGUCGUAAAUAUAUUAAUACUUAGGAGCAAAUAUAUGGCAAAGAUAGUUAAUGCCACAUUUGCCUAGUUACUUACACCCCCUGUUUUGGGAAUGCAAAUGUGGCAUUUACCAUCUUUGCCAUAUAUUUAAUCAUCAUUAUUAUUCUGAUUGGCUAAAAGCACACAUUUAACUCACCAUAACUAGUUACUGAUGACCAAAUUUGGAAGAAUUUCGACUUAAACGAGGAAAUGACGUCAAAAAUGCAGCGUUUUCGCAGGUAAAGGCACCGUCAACCGAGAAGACCUGGGGACGAGGUUGAGUUGUUUUGGUUGUGAACUUGAAAAAAUGGCGGACAUUUCAAUCGUUUCAAGAGUUAGAACUAGGCGAAAAAAUAGCUAAAAACAUGGCAAGGACAGCAAGAAGACAACUCGAAGGGUGACAUCUGCGAUUUGGAGAAUAUUUGCGGGGCUGGACAAACCUAAACGUACACUAUCGAAGAUAAACUGAACAUCGAUGGAUCGAUGGACGUAAGCAUGUUUUAGCUAUGUUUUUAAACUAGGAAUUAUUUUGAAUGAAUAAUAAAACAGUUAUUGAAUUCGGCUUUCGUAUCAUAUGAAGAAUUAUGGAGAUCUCGGAGGGUGUUACCCGCCUCGGCCUACGGCCUCGACGGAUAGCACCCUCCUCGAUCUCCAUAAUUCUUCAUAAGAUACUCAGCCUCUUUCAUUAACUGUUAAGUAUUUACAUAUUUGCGACAUAUUUGCAAGGAGCAAAUUUGUGCAAACCAUUUUUUCGUCCAGUGUUUGAUUUCUCCAAGGGUAAAAGAGNGGCACCGUUAACCGAGAAGACCUGGGGACGAGGUUGAGUUGUUUUGGUUGUGAACUUGAAAAAAUGGCGGACAUUUCACUCGUUUCAAGAGUAAGAACUAGGCGAAAAAAUAGCUAAAAACAUGGCAAGAACAGCAAGAAGACAACUCGAAGGGUGACAUAUGCGAUUUGGAGAAUAUUUGCGGGGCUGGACAAACCUAAACGUACACUAUCGAAGAUGAACUGAACAUCGAUGGAUCGAUGGAGGUAAGCAUGUUUUAGCUAUGUUUUUCAACUAGGAAUUAUUUUGAAUGAAUAGUAAAACAGUUAUUGAAUUCGGCUUUCGUAUCAUAUGAAGAAUUAUUGAGAUCUCGGAGGGUGUUACCCACCUCGGCCUACGGCCUCCACGGAUAACACCCUCCUCGAUCUCCAUAAUUCUUCAUAAGAUACUCAGCCUCUUUCAUUAACUGUUAAGUAUUUACAUAUUUGCGACAUAUUUGCAAGGAGCAAAUUUGUGCAAACCAUUUUUUCGUCCAGUGUUUGAUUUCUCCAAGGGUAAAAGAGCGUCAAAAGGAGUAAAUCCUUAAUAUAGGUCCUAGUUUAGGCAGGUAUUUUACAUUUUUUGACUGAAAUAAUGUCGUCGCAUAUUUGGAUAUAAACUUUCUUAAAAAUAGUUUUAAAAAAUAAUUCCACAUGAUUUAACCCUAUAUGAAUUUUCGCUAUUUUGAAUCUUAAAAUAUCUUGAAAGAAAUAGCCCAGAGCGAAGAGUUUCUUAACAAUGAUUAUAGCUUCAUUAACCCUCGUCAAGUCUGACACGCCCUUCCUCGUAAAGACUUUUAUUCUUGGGCUAUCAUUGCUUGAUAAGAAAUAGAACACAAACAGUGGUGAUAAACAUAUUCAACGUGGUCAUUUUUAUAAACUUGACGUUUCGUAUACUACUCAACAUACAUUUUCAAAAGUACCGUUACAAUUUCGAAAUCUAUGUACUUACUUGCUAUGGAGCUAAACAUCAGCAAAGUAAUUACUUGUAGAUGAUUGUAUGCCAGAAAUUAUAUUUAAAUUUACAAGCAACCGAGAGCAGCUUUACAGAAGAAGAUAGAUUGAAAAACUGUCCGCCUAAACAGUUUUUCAGAAGCCCAAAAUGCUAUUUUGUUUUAAUCCUUUUCGAUUUUUUACAUCCGUACAUUAAGCCAUUGAUGUUUUCGGUUUACAUCUGAAUUUUGCUAAAUUUCGGCUUGUUAAACUUGGUUUGGCCUGCUUACUCAAUAUAAACCUGGAGACGAUUUCAUUUCUUUUUUCAGCUGACAGUGAACUGGAAACCUGCAAUCUGCCCCCUGAAACAGGACCAUGCAAGGCUGCGAUUCCUCGGUAUUUCUUCAAUCCUCACACUCAUGAAUGUGAACGUUUCACUUAUGGUGGAUGUCAGGGCAAUGCAAAUAACUUCAAGACUCUUGAAGACUGCGAAAAGUCGUGCGCACGUAAGAUCGCUAUAAACUUUGAUCGCUGUAUGUAUUGGUAAUAGCAGGAUUUGCAGUGAUAUUUGGCAUAAAUACCACGAGUGAUAUUUUGAAAUUGUUAUACGUAAUUUCACGAGCCGUUAGGCGUGUGAAAUUUGAGACAAUUUUGAAAUAUCACGAAUGGUAUUUAUGCCAAAUAUCACUGCAAAUCAUGCUAUUAUCUGUUUAUACUACUAGGUAUAAUUUCAAAUUAAGCUGAAAUACCACUGCUCUAAGCUAAUCAAAUUGCAGAAAUUUCUCAUGUAGUAGUAUAUAGAAUGUAAUUUUUCUUAUCUCAAACAAUAAUAUUUCUGCCUCAUUGGUCAUUCGAUGCUGGCCAUGUUGUUAGCAGAGAGCAUUAGAUUCUACAGCGAGGACGACUACGCGAACGAACUUUUCUUGAUACUGAGUAGUGCGCGCGCGUGAACUAGGCUGCGUCAUUUUGGCGGGAAACGCCAUGGCCUUUGACGUUCUGCUACGGGUUUUGACGAAAAUGCCGUGUUGGCAAAAAAGGUUUUCAAAUGGUAUCAGUUUUAUCAUUAUGUGCUCUUGAGAGGGCUUAGCCUCCCUCAGUAGAAAUAUCCCUCUUAACAUUUCUGGUGCAAAAAGUAAAAUUGAGAUUUAGCGGAUGUCUAUUAGUUUCUGAGAAAAAACGAAAAAAAUAUAAGUUAAAUCUCGUCCUGGAAACUAAAGGUCUCUUUUAACAAUCCCUAAUUUUUAGCUCCUCGAUCAGACGUUGAAGUAGAAAGCUGCAAUCUACCUCCAAAGCCUGGGCCCUGUAAGGCAGCCAUACCUCGGUAUUACUUCAACCCACGCACCUAUAACUGUGAGCGAUUCACCUAUGGUGGAUGCCGCGGCAAUGCUAAUAACUUCAAGACUCUUGAGGAGUGCAAGGCUUCAUGCUUGCGUGAGUAUUUCUGUAUUAUCCAUAUAUAGAUUGUUUUCACAAGACGUCACGGCGGCCAAAUUGGUAUACAAAACAAUGAAAUUGCCGCUGUUUUGCUGCUGCGGUACUGAAAAAAUCAUGCGGGGAUUGAACUCUUUUCUCUUUUUAAAAGUUUUUUUCUCCUAAAAAAUUUACAUAGCUUACAAAAUUGUUUUAAAAAGUAAUAAGUAAAAAGUCCGUUAAUUAAAUAAGGAAGGUUGCUUUUUACUUGUACAAGUUUAUCUCAAGAUAUGUAAGAGGGAAUUCCAAACUAGUGUGGCCGAAGUCUAUCUAAAGUUUUCAUUUUUUCUGUUUCAUUCGAAGUUUUCAGCUUGAAGUUUGGUUUCCGAUAAUUUCCCAGUUUUCAAUUUUGCAUGAAAAAUUUUUUGCGAAUUUCGCCCAGUUUCUCUCCUUUCGAGAUCUGGAAAUCUCGACCAUACAGAAAGCGAUUUUAAGAAUGCUUAUGGGUGGUGGUGGAAGAGUUAACUCAGGGUUUACAACCCUGCCUUAAAAGAAGCAACCUGUUAAUGCAACCUCACUAGGAAACACCACAGGCUAUCGUUCGUCUCGGGCGCUUGACUUAUUGCAGUAGCGCCAGCAGCCCUACUGGGAACUCAAGUCAAGGGAGGCCAGAACAGAAAUCAUGUAUGCAGAAACCUAGCAAAGGCCUUUUGUGCCAACACGCGUGAAGAGUUUAGUGGCAAUUUGUAUCUGUGAUGGGAUGUGUUUCUUACAAGAUUCUGCUGUGUAGCUUCUCUUUCAGACAGUCAAGAGGCCAGCUGCAACCUCCCUCCCGAGAAGGGACGCUGUAUGGCCAUCAUUCCUCGGUAUUACUACAACCCGCGCUCUCAUAGUUGUGAACGUUUCAUAUAUGGAGGGUGUCAGGGUAACGCUAAUAACUUUGAGACUGUCGACGAGUGCAAGAGAUCGUGCAUGCGUAAGUGUAUUCAACAAUUAUUCCUCGAGCCCGGAUGGGCUCUGGGUCAAUAGCCCAUGAGGCCAAAGCCGAAUGGGCUAUUGACACAGAGGUCAUGAGGGCUAUAACAUAUAUAACAUAUAGCUUAGUAGUAGCUCAACCAAUCAGAACGCAGCAUUGAUAACCACUAGCUGGAUUUUUACUAAAUAUAGUUAUUUCUCUCUAUUAAACAAAGCGAUUUCAUUUCUGCCUUAGGUUGGCAAUUUGCUUUAAACGAUGUGCAAACUAAUGCUCUCAAUGAACCUUCAGUCGCUUUAUCUGAGUUACAUUUUUGGUCGGAUUAUUUGUUUUCUCUUGCCAAAAUGACAAAGAAAAAAUCCUACCCUAAACAUUCCUAGUUCCCAACUAUCCCGCCAUAACGGCUAUUUACUUCUUAUCUAUCUACUUGCAGAGAGGUUUUAAGAGCCGCUUUUACUCGAAUAAAGGCCGCACCCAAUCAGAAGACUGCGGCGUCAAGAGAUUCCAAGAUUAUAAGAAAGAACUCAGUUCAACUCGGCAAUGAAAAGACAGUUACGAUCUCAUCCCAGGAAUAAUAUUACAAUUUUAUUUCAAUAAAAAAACAAGAGUUUGGAACUUAAAACAUCUGUCCGUUUUACAUAACGUUUCUAUAGUUAUGAACUUGUUAAUAAUUCACCGUAAUUGUCGUUAGUGAUUUACAGAAAUUUGAUUCUGGAAUAAACAAAUUAACGCUAAAUAUUUAAUAAACGCCGCUGCACUUAAUCGAGUAAGGACAGUAAUUGGUCAUACUAACGGCCUGCGGCCUGGACGAACGGUAGCACAGAAAUCGAAAACGUUUUCAGGGAAAUCAUUCAGUUCGGGGAAUCCAACAAGUUCCUACUAUCUGGCUUAUUUUUCAGAGGACAGUGAACUAGGACGUUGCAAUCUUCCUUUAAAGACUGGACUCUGUAAGGCGGCGAUUCCUCGGUUUUUUUACAACCCACGGACUCAUGAGUGUGAACGUUUCACUUAUGGCGGAUGUCAGGGCAAUGCAAAUAACUUCAAGACUCUUGAAGACUGCGAGGUUUCUUGUGCGGGUAAGCAA
Messenger RNA from Porites evermanni, 6178 nucleotides. The record is from the annotation of a GenBank genome assembly. Lineage: Eukaryota; Metazoa; Cnidaria; Anthozoa; Scleractinia; Poritidae.